AUGUCCAGCUCCGUUCAAAUCUCCCAUGCCAACAGCUCCAUGUAUUUCGGAGAAGAAAUAUCUCUAGAGCAUCUCCUAAGACGAGACGUUUGGGCAUCCUGGGCUUCCAAUUCUACUCUACGAAUUAACAUCUCUGUUAGAAUACAAACCUCACUAACAAGGAAUUUUUCUUUACCAGAUACAAUGCAGAAAAUUUUAGAGCUAUUAACUCUGCCAUCGGUGUGGUCCUGCUAUGGCCUUAUUGCUACAAAGAAUGGAGUUCUCCAAAACGGAACCAAUACCCUCGAUAUAAUUCUACAUGCUAAGCCAACCAGAAAUCAAGCCACUGGGUGUGGACUGAACAAGUUUCCAAAGUCACUCUGUGCGUUGCUUGAUGGAAACUUAUAUGUUCAACCACCCCCAGAGAUACCUACGGUCCAUAUCCAUGAAGUCGAUAUUCUGCUUGAGUUCUCAAAUGACCCUAGCCCUUCAAAUUUGUUACCAGAAAAUAAUGACGAUCACAAUGCACCUAUCGAUGUGCUGCUAUCCGAUUCUGAUGGAUGGGAAUCACUGGACGACUCUUCUCCCUUUUCCAGUCAAGGGUCAAUAUCUACGUGCAACUCUGAACAUUUGAACUAUGAAUCUUCCAUGCAUAAGAGCAUGACUUCUAAAUGUCUUAACAUCGGCCAUAUACGAUCAAUUAUCUCCCUAUUAGACGCCGGAUUUUCCACUCUCUUAAAUAUACCCUCGUCCAAUACCAGGUCCUUAAGCAGUGUGUCUUCAAAUGAGCCCCAAGUUAGCCUUGCAGAGUUGUCUCCAUGUAUCUUCAGUCCAGGAUACAACAUGGCUAUGUUUCAACGACUUGCUUUUAUACCACUGAUAAUUAAGGGAAUGAGCUCUAUGAUAAAGACCUUGCAUUCCGAUACAUGUGAAUCAGCCGCUUCCAAGAUCCAUGAAAUAUAUAGAUGCAAGAGCCAGAUCGCAGAACCUGAUAUACAAAACAUGCUAAGAUAUAUAUUAUGGAUUCAAACGCAGAAUUCACUUUAUUCCACUAAUGAGAGACCAAAAGCACGUCACCAUUUUGCAACCGCUAUCCCCAAUCAGCAAGGAAUGUUGCGUUUACCAAUGAUUACGAAACAAAAGACGGAUUCAAUUGAUACCCUCUUCGGUACCAGUAUUUGCCCUGAUUCCGAUUGGUAUAUAUUUGAAGACGACGAGGAAGAUGACAUCCUUUUAUCUGAUGAAGCCUACUGCGAAGAACAAGAAGAAUGGUACAAUCCGCCCACCCUACCGAAAUCCAUUGCCAAUAUGGGCGAUUCUUGGUCCAAGACUACGCCGAUAGUAACAGACCAGAUGAUUGACUCGGACGGUAUCUUAUCAUCUUCUCCAUGUUUACUGGCAGAAGUAGAGAUGGACUCUAUACCCGAUCAAUGUUUAGCAGAUGAACCUGGCAGUCGUACGAAAGUAGCAGUGGACUUGGGAGCAGAAACUGACACUGAAAUGGAGAUGCUUCAAUCCUCAUCUCCCAUGAUUUUACCUUUAUCAGCGAACGAGGAGAGCCCUUAUAAUGUUGAAACUGAUAGAAGUGCGGAGUUAUAUACCUUUCCUAGUUUAGAAAGUAGUGAUAUUGAGAUGAUGUUACUAUAG
Nannizzia gypsea CBS 118893 is the source of this 1626-nucleotide messenger RNA. RefSeq lists its product as hypothetical. The transcript has 3 exons. The coding region runs from base 1 to 1626 and encodes 541 amino acids. The record is from RefSeq and is a predicted model, not a curated record. Lineage: Eukaryota; Fungi; Ascomycota; Eurotiomycetes; Onygenales; Arthrodermataceae.